This is a messenger RNA of Durusdinium trenchii, 8715 nucleotides long. The record is from the annotation of a GenBank genome assembly. Lineage: Eukaryota; Dinophyceae; Suessiales; Symbiodiniaceae.
AUGGUCGCGGCUUCGAAGCGCGGCCGCUUCGCGGACGUCGCAGCAGCGCGCUUUCGCGCGAAGGAGAUCCCGGAUGUGAAGGAGAUUGUGGAAGAAGUGGAUGAGGUCAUUGAAGAGGUGGGUCCGGUCCAGGAGGAGGAGAUAGACCACUUCGCAGAGCUUGAGGCUGCGGAGCGGAAGCGCGCCUUGGCACGAGCCAAGAAGAAGCUCUCCAGCGCCUUACACGAGGGGCAUUUGCAAGAAGCGCUAGAAGCUGUCGAGCUUCUUCUGGACGAAGAGGAGCCCAUCGCAGUCGAGCCCCUCCGCUCGCUCCUGAACCUCAGCGCCGCCCAGCCAGAUGCCGAGAACUUCGCACGCGCGGUGAGUGCGGCCCAGCGCGGGAAGAUUACCUUCGAUGAGCAGGCCUUUGCUGCGUUGAUUGGGCAGCUCUUGGCCACCGAGGCGGCGCACGCCUUGGUCCGCUGUGCCUUGAAUUUCGGAGUACCAGAGGACGGCGAUGUGAUCCCAUUGAUCCCUUUGGACAUCCGUGAGUACGAGCAGCAGGACGUCUUCCGAGCCGCCACCAGCGCCGACGACAGCGGGGAGUUGGACAUGGACCUGGCGGAGGGGCCUAGCGUGCCAGCCAUGUUGGAGUUCAGUGGCUGCACGCGGAAGCCGGAGCUGAAUGGGCUUUACCAGCGGCAUCGGGGAAGGAAAGACUUGCUAGGUCACUCGAGGCCGAUCUAUGUGCGUCGCUUGGGCUUUGCGCGGAAGUGGUGUGUCUACUUCUGGAACCCGGCACUCACUGUGGACAAAGAAGCUUCAUCCUGGGAGCGCGGCUGGUACUUAGCCUCAGAGAUCGGUGGCGGUGGAUACACCGUGGCUCGCUGUGGCAGCGAUGAGGACCUGCCACCGGAACAGGGCUGGAGCUUCAGCUCGCAUGGCAAUUGGAUCCCCGACACCAGCGGCUUUCUGGUCCCCAGCAGCCGAGCGAAGCGAAUGCAAGCGUUGAACUUGACCGAGGAGGAAGCACAAAACGCCCUGGAAGGGGUCGACCUGGAGGCUCUACGAGGCUCGGUGAAAGGUCGUGAUCCUGAAGUCACCAAGUAUUUCUGCCAUUUCUUCGUUCUCCUUUGCUUGGAGGCCAUGGCUGAAAUCCAAGGUUUUCGCUCGCGCUGGCGGUACCGGCAGCUCUAUGAGUUGGUGAACUUUGGAAUCGCCUUCCAGGAUCUCAGAGUGCAGCAUUGUGGGCACGAACGGGAGAACCACAAAGCAGCUUUGCCAGGCUGGCCGCAGCUGAACACGUUGGAGGUGCACUUCAGAAUUCCAGACAGGGUGAAGGAGGAGAACUGCCGCUUCAAGCCAGGUGAAAACGUGGUGAUCUCCCUCAACGAUCCAGUGAAGAACCGGGUCACCGAAGGAAUGGUGAAAGAGGUGGACUUUGUGGGGCACGUGCUGGUCGUUGACAUCCAAGGGCAGAUGCCCGAGGAUCCGCACCGCAUGAUGCGUUACCGAAUUGACAACUACGCCAACCGGGUGACCUUUGAACGCCAGGUAACUGCGCUGCUUCAAUUCAUUGCUAUGGAAAGGACGGAGAUUUGCCAGAUGCUGGUGUCCGCCGGUGUGGGCAAGUUGGACGAGGCGGUGCGCGAGGAGGCAGAGAUCAUGCGGCGCCGCGCCUGGCGGCAGAAGCAAGGCAAGGACUACAAGGGUGCACAACAGGAAAAGCUGCGCAAGAUGGACAAAGACGUCUUGGCGAAGAACAAAGCCGCCGCCUUGGCCGCUUGGGACGAAGAGGACUUCUUCAUGGACGAGGAACCAGUGGAGGAGGAGAUCAUCGAAGAAGAAGAAGAAGAGGAGAACGAGGAGGAAAAGUUGACACCUGAGGAGGAGGAGCGCAGGAAGAGGACGAUAAACCUUGCCUCAGAGGAAGCAAGUGCUGUGGGCGAGGAAAACCUCAAGUUGGCGACUGCGCAGGCAAAUGCCUUCCAAAACACCUCAGACGCGCAGAAGCAUGCCAUUAUCAGCGCCAUGUCGAAGAGGCUCACGGUGAUUCAAGGGCCACCGGGCACCGGGAAGACGCACACUUCGGUUCGGAUUUUGAGCACUUGGGUCAAGACCAUGGGCUACAAGCCCCUGUUGGCCACCUCCGAAUGCAACGUGGCGGUCGACAACAUCGCGGAGGGAUUAGUCGCGAAUGGCAUUAAGGUGGUUCGGAUCGGCCAUGUGGAGAAGGUCAACGCUCGCUUGGAAGAGGCCAUCCUGGAGAACUUGGUGCGCCAACAACGUGCGGAGGUGGAACGCCAAGGCGAUUACGAGGAUGAAGAGUGGGUGGAGGACCCCGGUGAGGAGCCCAGCUGGCAGAGUGCGGACUACAGUACGGAAAAGUGGAAGAAGGAAUGGCAAGCCUGGCGGCUGAAGAAGGAUGCUGUCAUCAAGAAGCGUGCCUGGGCUCGGAAGCAGUAUCAGCUUCUGAAGCAGAAGGUCCUCAAUGAGGCCGAGGUGAUCUGUGCAACAACCAUCGCUUGCGGAUCCGGUCAGUUGGCGGGUUUUGACUUCCACGGCGUGUUGAUCGACGAGGUGGCACAGGCCACCGAGACCUCCUGUAUCGUCCCGGUGGUUUGCCGCGGCGCCCGGCAGCUGGUCUUGUGCGGCGAUCACUGCCAGCUGCCCCCCUCGGUGAUCUCGCGCGAAGCGGAGCUCCGAGGCUACACGUUGUCGCUCUACUCACGCCUGACUGGUGCUGGCGUGCCCUACUGCUUCCUGGACACACAGUACCGUGCACAUCCCAUGCUAAUGGAAUUUAGCGCAUCCUGCAUCUACCAGGGGCGAUUGAAGAAUGGUGUGGAUGCCUCGAAACGUCCCCGCGUCAAGGGCUUGCCCUGGCCAGGCCCAGAAUGUCCUGCCAUGUUCGUGGAGAGCAACGUGGAGGAACAUUUGGAGGGCGAGUCGAAGGCCAACUUCGCAGAGGCCUUGAAGGUCAAGAAUCCGCUCUUCAUCCGCGGAAUCCCCCGGGUUCGACGACCGACCUUGAAGGACCUGGUGAAGGGUCUCCUGGAAGCUGGUUCCGUCGACUUACAGGACAUUGGCGUGGUGACGCCCUACAAGGGCCAAGUGCGGGUGUUGCGGAAGUUGAUUCACCUGCAGAACAGCUUGGGCGUCCCAAAGGAGGUGGUCACGAACUUGGAGAUUGCCUCAGUGGACAACUUCCAAGGACGAGAAAAGGAGGUCAUCAUCUUCUCCGCGGUGCGAUGCAAUUCCUGGGGCAGUGUUGGCUUCUUGAAGGAUUGGCGCCGCCUAAAUGUGAUGAUUACACGCGCAAGGAGGGCCUUGGUGGUGGUAGGCAACGCGAUGACUCUUUGCAAGGAUGAUCACUGGAGAAAGUGGCUGCAGUGUACCGAGAAACAGGGUGGCGCUGUGGAAGGGACUGUGAAGAAGGCCAUGGAGGAAGGGGAGAAUGGCGAAGGCAUCCAGCCAUGUGAGUUCGUGGAGACUGGGAAGGAGCUUUUCCCGGCGAUGAGCUCCAGCAGUUCUAAAAGGAAGUGGGAGGAGGUUGAAGCUUCAGCGGCUGUGGACCUUGCCGAGGGAGUGCAAGUCGCAGACAAGCAGGUGGAGGAAAUGGUGGAGGCAAAAGAAGAAAUCAAAGAAGAAGAGGUCAAAGAAGGGGCCCAACAAUGGGAGACAAAGAGUUCUUGGGUCGACGCAGCUGGUCCUGCGGUGACCCUACGGUGUUGUGAGGGCAGACAGAUGGCAUUGCAAGGAGGCGAGCUGACUAGGUAUGUGGAGCAAUUGCACGAAGCCCUCUUCCGACAGGACUGGGCUUGGGCAGGUUCCGGCGGUGGGACCAUGGUGAAGAGUCAACGCCCUGCACAGCCGUUUCGCUGCAGCGCGGCGUUGGGCCAUGGAUCCACGCCAGACUUGGAGCAGCGUGAGCAUCAACGUGAAGGCUUCAUCUCGGUGCUCUUCACGCAGAACGCCCAGCUAGACCAGGUCUUGCUGCAUGUGGAGGCUCUCCGCACCUUGGCCUUCUCGGCGUGGACACACUGCCGGGUGAAGCGGCCCUAUGUGGUGAUCACCGAUGGUCCACUCCCCUCAGUGGCCCUGGAGGCGCUCCAAGCAGAUGGGCUCUCGGUGGUGGAGGCUGAGCACGAGCUGCAGGGCACCUACGGGGCCAAUCUGCGAGACGACCUGCAGUUGGACAGCUGGUGGAUGGAGCGGGGCGUCAGGCCGACGGCCAUCAAAUUGGCAGUCUGGAACAUGACCACCUUCGACCGAUUGCUGUUCUUGGAUGCUGACACGCUUAUCCUUGGCCCUGUGGAUGAGCUCUUUGAGAUGGACACCUUCGCUUCAGGGCUGAACCCCUACUCGGUACACGGGAUGACGGAGGUGGAGAACGGACGCAUCAAAUACAGGUUGCAUCCGGGCAUCAACACGGGCGUGAUGAUGUUGCAGCCUUCCAGAGUGUUAACCAUGGAGAUGGCCAAAGACAUGGCAUCAGGACGCCUGGAUCGCACCGCGAUCGCAGAGCACUUGGGCCGCUCCGAUCAACCGUGGCUGGACGCCUUUUGGCUCCAACACUCCCGACGCCUGGGCACCGCCAGGUUUGCCUCUCGGGCGGAUGGGAGCUUGGCGUUUCGAGGGUGCGAUGUCACCUUUGACGUGGACUGGGGCUACGCCGCCCGUCGAAGACGCAUCGAUGCCUGCAGUCGCGGGCAGACCCGGGGCCGGCCCAUGGCGAGUCGAGGCCCGGAACGUGCCUGGCCACGGGCCUCCGGGCCGUCCUGCCGGCGAGGACACGAGAAGCGCCGUAUGAUGCGGCCCAUUGAUGCUCAUCAGGCUCACUGCAUUCUGCCCGUGGAAUAUGACUUCUUUGCCGACUACAAGGCCAUUCGAAUGCACGUUUGGUCUGAAGCACGGCAGCGGAAGACUGCAGGUGCCUUGCCGGGCGACCAGAACUUGACGGACAUUGCCUGGGCUGUGAAGCAAUACGUCGAGGACUAUGGUCUUUUGGGCCCCAAGGGCAUUAAGAUUCUCCAUUGGCCUGGAGAGCUCCGGAAACCUUGGCACCGCUGGCAGAAGGCGGUUCGGUCUCCCUUCGAUGAUGAGUGGUGGAAGGCGCAUGGAGAGAUGUGCAGGGAUCCACGCGCGAAGAUCCCCAUCUUCCCCAAGGACCCCGUUUGCCGGAACUUCUAUGCCGAGCUCCUCCGUUGGCCUUCACGGUACCGCGACUACUACUGCUGCGAGCGCCCAGCGGACGCGGCCAUUGCCUCCGGGUUGCCGGACUGGAAGGGAACCGUGGCAGAAGGAGCUCGCAACCAUUUGUGGGACCUCAGUGGUUUUCCCGAGGAGGACCGACCGAGCCGGAAUGGAACGAGAGCCGUCCUGGAGAUGAAGGGAAUGCCUCUUGGCGAGCGCCACCCGUUUUUCAUGGGCCGCGUGCGGCGAUCGUUGCGCUCGGCCUUUCAUCGAAAGCAUCCCGGUGAGUGUCUCGUGGCGAGAAAGGUCCAGCGGUCGAUCGGACGCUUUGGCAUGCCUGCUGCGCCCCUGCGCGCCCUCGGCUACACCUCGGCGGGUGGCUGCUUCGCCAGCAUCGGCCGCAAUGGCAAACCCGUGAGCGCCUUGAUGAAGCGCCUUGGUUCUUACAGCGAGGCAGCGGCGCACGGAGUUCAACGGAGUUCGCCGAUCGGCUACGCAACCGGCAGUGGGAAUGUUUAUUGCAACAAGAUCGUGCUCAUGGACGAAGCGCACAAUUUGGUACGAAGCCAGACUCAGUAUGCAGACCAGCUGCAGCGCUUGCGGCGGCUGCUGUACGAGGCAGAGAAGCUGGUGCUCGCAGGCUUUACGGGGACCCCCAUUUUGUCAGAGCCCAAUGAGGGGCGUCAGCUCUUGGACAUCAUCAAGGGAGUGAAGGCGCCCAGCGGUGAUGAAGGCUUCCUCUCCUCCUUCCCCAUGCGGCCACAGCCACUCUUCCCGGUGUCCCUGCCGCGCGGCCUCCCGGAUGGUGCUCUGACCCUGGCACGCCAGAAGCAGCUCGUGCGGCGGGUGGAGAUCCGUGGGGAAGCGUUGAAGGUCUACGAUCUGAAGCGACGCUUGGGCCUCCCCGGCCGGCGCCUGCGAGCCUACUGCAACGUGAGUAUCUUCCACGCAGCCUUCCAUGAUGGCCGUGCCGGAAGCAAGGGCCGAGUCUUGGCCUAUCCCGAGGAUUGCUGCCCCAAGCUCUUGCAGAUUGCCCAGGCCGUCGUGGCGGAACCCUUGAAGGCGGUGAUCAUGAUCGGACGGACCUCGGGCUAUGUGGUGAUGCUGGAGCUGAUGAAGCGUUUGGCAGCCAAGGCUGAGCCCCCUUUUCAGGUGGCCACCAUGAAUGAGCUCUCCGAAUUCAAUCACGUCUCCAAUCUCCGCGGGCAGAUCUUUCGCGUCUUGGUGGCCGACUCCUUGCAGUGUUCAGAGGGCGUGAGCUUCCUUAGCAUCCGGAAGACCUACCUCGCUGAUGUGCCCGUCUCCCCGAGUGGCUUCAUCCAGCAAUGUGGGCGCUCCAUUCGGAUGUAUGGCCAUCGAGGCUUGCCAGAGGAGGAGCAAACGGUGACCACGCAGCUGUAUGUGUCGAUGCUUCCCAAGUGGAUGCGCUCUUCAUCCUUAGCAUGCUGGGCCUUGAGGGCGCAGAAGAAGCACACCAGGGGAAAGGAAGUGGAGAAGCGAGCGCGGGUUCUGACAGCACGCAUGAACCGCGCAGGACCCCUCCAGCCCAAAGCCAAGGAAGAGCUCAAGUCACGCUUGGAUGCGCACGGAGAAGCCAAGCAGAGGAUGCAGCACAGCAUCUCAGACACGGAGGAUUCCAUGAAUCCCAAAGGGGCAGAUAUGGGCAGAUGGUUUCACCAGGAGCAGAACGGGCUUUGGGAGGAGGCAAAGCUUCUGCGGAACGCGGACAAGAAGGACGGAGAACGGGGCUAUUGCUGUGACGAUCGAGAGCUCGAGCAAAGCCUUGGCGAUUCGCAGCUCACCCGUGGCAACACCUUGGAAUCCUUGGAUCGUGGCAACACCUUGGACACUGAGAUGGCCAAGGAAGAGGACGACUUUACUACUGCACUGGCCUCCAUGCUGGAGGAGGCCAUGGGAAAGGAUGAGAUGGGUGAUGCGGAACGACAGCAAGAGAUGGAAGCCUUCAAGGACGGAAAACUGCUCUCUCUCUCAGAAGAGCAGGAUGCUGACGAUUUGGAUGGAGUGACUCAGCUGGACGAAGAUCGAUCACCCAGACUCUCCGAGCGGUCGAGCAACGCGGAAGAGAAGCGCAAAGCGGCUCCACCCGCGUCCAACGCCGCACCGAGCGCACCGCGCCGAGCAGCCUCGUCCAGCGCGCUGGACGCGGCCGUGGCCGAGCCUCCAGCGGUGCAUCUACCCAAAUGGGAGCCGAACCCGGGCGCGCGCCUGGACCUGAACCCGGGCCCCUUUUCCGGUCCGUUUCCAAAGCAGGAAGCUCCCGAUUUCGUCGCACCCAUGGUGCGAGGAGAAGUCCUCCAGGCGCUUCGAGCCGCUUGCCGUGAAGCCGACAAAAAGCCCUUGCUCAAUGACACCACUGCAGAAGCCCAGGCCGUUGAACCAGGUCCUGGAAGAGCUCUGGAUCCCCGUUGGCUCCUUUAUCCCCACGUUGGCUCCUCCAGCGCCAUGUGGCGAACGUGGCUGCUGCUCUCUGUGGCUGGCGGCUCCGGCGAGCGGGUUGUGGAGCCGAAUUCCUUGCUGCAAGCGACUCUGCGGGCGAGCGACUCGCCGGUGCAGCGAAUUGGCCCAAAGGAGACCUUAGGAAUCGUCCACAUCGGAAAGACGGGCGGGUCCUCCUUGGACUCCUGGCUGAAGGGGAACAUCGGCCGUCGGCACCUGCUCGGCCAUGGCAUCCACUGUGACAUGUCGUACAUGGAUGCGCAGGCCAAGAAACAGGGCCAUCCCGUGCGUGUGCUGAGCUUCCUGCGAGAGCCGGGCACGAGGGCGGCAUCGCAAGUGCUCUUCUGGAACACCUUCAAAUGGCCGCUCUUUCAGAAGUGGAAGAACUGGACGUUGACGGAAAUUAUGAACGAGGAGAAGGCCUUCCGAAGGUAUCACAAUGCCUGGGGCGAUGGCUUCGGCGGUGUUUGUUGGAUGGCUGGCACCUGCGUCAAUGGCUGGUACAUCCACACCGAACCCAAUGGGAAGAACGACACCGAGCAGCUGCGAAGGAAGGAGUUGAACGAGAAGCAUCCGCAGGAGGUGUUGGCAAUGGCCAAGGCCAAUCUGGAACGGACAGCCUGGUUUGGCAUCCUGGAAGAUGUCGAACGAUCCAUCAUGCUACUCCAAUGGCAGCUGGGGAACAACUACACAGGCUUCACCGAGCACAACGUGAACCGGAAUCCUCAUGCAAAGGAGGUGACCGAGGAAGAUUUGCAGAGGAUGAGAAAGCUGAUUCCACUCGACAUGGAGCUCUACCAUUACGCCCAGGAGCUCUUCGAACGACGCUGGGCCGCCAGUGGCCUCUCCAUGCCCACAGACACCCCCGACAGAAGCGCUGGUGUCACUGGUGGCCAUGGCGUACCAUUAUUCCCUCAGAGAGUGCCUGCCGCCGAGCUUCAGAUCGAAUCCUGGAUCGACAGUGCGGCUUCCGCGGAGCCUCCGUUUCCGCCCGGCAGAAGUCUUCAUCAUCUUUGUAGUCCGUCACCGGUGCAACAAGUUCUUGAGAAAGCCAGGCUGCAACAACCCGAGAUGACUUGCUGA